Neomonachus schauinslandi (Hawaiian monk seal) is the source of this 246-nucleotide messenger RNA. It is a transcript of the gene C7H5orf58, whose product is annotated as chromosome 7 C5orf58 homolog. The transcript is spliced from 2 exons. The coding region runs from base 1 to 246 and encodes 81 amino acids. The record is from RefSeq and is a predicted model, not a curated record. NCBI's taxonomy places the organism in Eukaryota, Metazoa, Chordata, Mammalia, Carnivora, Phocidae.
AUGUUUAAGAAUAAUGUUCCUGACCAUGAGCUAAAUGUGGAAGCCAUAAUUAAAAACAUUAACACAAUUUCUUCAGAGUUGAAGAAGAUGAAAGAGCUCUCCCAGUUGCUGCUUUGCGACCUUACUUUACAUUUUAAUCAUCCUGUGAAGACAGAUGACUUACAGGAACCAGAAGGGAAAACCCCCCUCUUUGAAGAAUCUAAAAUAUCAGAUGUAUCCUUUGCUUCUACCAGUUUUUCUAUCUGA